CCCACAAUCGCGAAGGUUUCCGAUUGCGUGUGGUCGACGCCACCAAGCUGGCUCAACGUCGCAAGCACAAACGUUCGAACCAGUUCCUCGACGUCGAGACCGUCUUCUUCCUCCUCCUCGAGUCAGUUCAGUUAUUGCAGCUACCAAGUGCCGCGGCGAACGCUGCAUUGAUACCUCGUCACCAAGCGUUUUCAAGCAUGAUGGAGGAUAAACUCAACCAACUUAAUAUGAAUGAUGAUGAAUCUACGUCUGACGUAGACGUGAAUAUGGAGAAUAAGGAUAAGGAUAAGGAAGAAAUGAAGCGACUACAAAAAGAAAAUGCGAAAUUGCGGCGACAACUCGCCGCAAUUAAAUCGCCAUCGCCACUAUCAGAGCUGUUAGUGAGAAACGCACAGGCACCAUCAACAACACCGGCACCACCGGCGGCACCGACACCGGCACAGCUACCAGCAACGCCAGCCACAUCAAGAAACUCCUGUCUUCCUCCAGAAAAAC
Molecule: messenger RNA, 495 nt
Organism: Temnothorax curvispinosus
Lineage: Eukaryota; Metazoa; Arthropoda; Insecta; Hymenoptera; Formicidae
Exons: 2
Source: RefSeq, a predicted model, not a curated record